AUUACUAAAUUACCCUUUUUACUCUCAUGAUUUGCACCUGGGAUCUGCCUCUCUCUAACCCGCCUUGCUCUCAUCUCUUCGUCGGUCGGCAAGAAGCUCGUCCGUCCACCGCUUGAUCGCGCGUUGCCGGCCACUGAAACGACUGGCAUCAUUUGGCGGGGUUCUUAUAUUAUGUGUAUCAUAAAGAUGCAAAAUUAGUGUUGGUUCGUGGAGUUGUCAACGAAUCUGAGAAGAUGAUGAUGCAAGAUCUAGGUGUGGAAGCUAAGGAAGCUGCUGUUAGAGAGGUGGCCAAGCUUCUGCAGCUUCCUGAGCAUUUGUCAUCUAUUGGUUCCAUCAAGGCAGAUUAUGUUCUUCGUCAACAGGCAAAUGAUGCACAACUUAGCACUAUGGUUGCAGAGCAGAUUGAACAGGCACAAGCUGGGUUAGAAGCAUUGGGCUUAUCACAGAAGUCAAUUGAUCAGCUUCGUGAGAAUUUCCUGUCCAUUGAUAAGUUGUGUCAAGAAUGUCAGAAUCUAAUUGAGAACCAUGAUCAAAUAAAGCUUCUCAGCAAUGCCCGGAACAAUUUGAACACCACACUCAAGGAUGUUGAGGGAAUGAUGUCCAUUUCUGUUGAAGCCGCUGAAGCAAGAGACUCCUUGAGUGAUGAUAAGCAACUUGUUCACACAUACGAGAGAUUAACAGCUCUUGAUGGCAAGAGGAGGUUCGCAUUAGCUGCUGCAUCUUCUCACAAGGAAGAGAUUGGCAGGCUAAGAGAAUAUUUUGAAGAUGUUGAUCGCACAUGGGAAACGUUUGAGAAGACUUUGUGGGAACAUAUUUCAAAUUACUACAAGCUUGCCAAGGAAAGUCCGCAGACUUUGGUCCGCUGUGUGAGGGUUAUUGAAAUGCAAGAAAUCCUUGAUCAGCAAUUGGCCGAAGAAGCUGCUGAGGCUGAGGGUGGCGGAGCAAUGGCAUCAAUUACGAAUGCCCGCAGAUCUACAAAAAAGCCUACAGUUCCUGCAAAUGCACAGGAGAAGACGAAGGCACUAGGAAAGUGCUACAAAGAUAAAUGCUAUGAGCAACUAAGAAAAACUGUUGAAGCAAGGUUUGACAAACUAGUGACAGAACUUGUUUUUGAGGAUUUGAAAGCUGCUUUGGAGGAGGCUCGAGUUAUGGUCAAGGAGCUUGGCGACAUUUAUGAUUUUGUUGCUCCCUGUUUUCCUCCAAGGUAUGAAGUCUUCCAGCUGAUGGUUAACCUCUACACGGAAAGGUUCACUCACAUGCUUAGAUUGCUGAGUGAUAGGGCAACUGAAUUAUCGAACUUGGAAAUUCUAAAGGUAACUGGUUGGGUGGUUGAAUAUCAAGAAAAUCUGAUUGAGCUUGGUGUUGAUGAAUCUUUGGCUCAAGUUUGUUCUGAAAGUGGUGCAAUGGAUCCUCUUAUGAACUCAUAUGUUGAAAGGAUGCAAGCAACAACAACGAAAUGGUAUAAGAAUAUUCUGGAUGCAGACAAGGUGCAGCCACCAAAAAAAACAGAAGAUGGAAGGCUCUAUACACCAGCAGCUGUUGACUUGUUUCGCAUUCUUGGAGAACAAGUGCAGAUUGUGCGGGAUAAUAGCACUGAUGUGAUGCUAUACAAAAUUGCUCUUGCUAUCAUUCAGGUUAUGAUUGAUUUUCAAGCAGCUGAAAGACAAAGACUAGAGGAACCUGUUGCCGAAGUUGGAUUGGAGCCUCUUUGUGCUAUGGUGAACAACAAUUUGCGCUGCUAUGAUCUUGCAAUGGAGCUAAGUAGCAGUAUCAUAGAAGCUCUUCCACGGAAUUAUGCUGAGCAGAUCAAUUUUGAGGACACAUGCAAGGGUUUUCAUGAAGUUGCGAAGGAAGCAGUGCAUCAAACUGUUAAUGUUAUUUUUGAAGAUCCUGGUGUACAAGAUUUGGUUGUUAAACUUUAUCAGAAAGAUUGGUACGAAGGCAUGGUUACAGAAUAUUUAAUUGCAACAUUCAGUGAUUAUUUCGGAGAUGUAAAAGUAUACAUCGAGGAUAGGUCCUUUAGGAGGUACGUUGAAGCCUGCCUGGAGGAGACCAUUGUUGUCUACGUGGACCAUCUCCUUUCACAGAGAAGUCCCAUCAAAGAAGAAACAAUUGACAGGAUGCGACUGGAUGAAGAUUUCCUUACUGACUUCUUCAGAGAACACAUUAACAUAUCAAAAGUUGAGAAGCGGGUUCAGAUACUUGCCGAGUUGAGGGAGUUAGCUUCAGCUGAAAGUUUGGAAUCUUUCACUCUUGUUUACACAAACAUUCUCCAAACUCAUCCUGAUUGCCCUCCUGAGGUUGUAGAAAAGCUUGUUGGUUUACGUGAAGGCAUACCAAGAAAAGAUGCUAGAGAGGUUGUUCAGGAGUGCAGGGAAAUAUACGAGAGCUAUUUUGUAGAUGGGCGUCCACCCAAGCCUGCUUUUGUUGUCUUUGGGAGGGUGAAAUGCCUGACUGCUUCCAAGGGGUCUUUAUGGAGGAAACUGUAGUUCAUUUUCUCUUGUAAAUGUAAAUUAUUUUUUGGAUUUUCCGUUCUUGUGGGGAAGCAUUACAUUUGCAAUUUUGUAUCUAUUUUAAUGAUCUGGCCAUUAGAGUUUUAAUAUAAAUAUCCUCUUAAAACAAGAGUCAACAAAA
Nymphaea colorata (pocket water lily) is the source of this 2634-nucleotide messenger RNA. Its product is annotated as exocyst complex component SEC6. The coding region runs from base 234 to 2489 and encodes 751 amino acids. Gene Ontology annotation, cellular component: exocyst. The record is from RefSeq and is a predicted model, not a curated record. Gene Ontology annotation, biological process: exocyst localization; exocytosis. Gene Ontology annotation, molecular function: SNARE binding. NCBI's taxonomy places the organism in Eukaryota, Viridiplantae, Streptophyta, Magnoliopsida, Nymphaeales, Nymphaeaceae. The transcript is spliced from 26 exons.